AUGGUGCACGUCACUUUCCAGCUGGCGCACGUUACAGUUCCUGUUUCACUGCACUCUCAUGCAUGCAAUGUUCCAACCCUCACCGGACCAAAUUUUUCGGAAUGGUCUGAGCAUAUUCAGUUCACACUGGGUGUAUUGGACCUUGAUAUGGCAUUACUUGUUGAAAAACCUCCGGACAUUAUUGAUGAGAGUUUCGAGGAACAAGUGUUCAAUUUCAAUUCAUGGGAAAGAAUAUAUACUAAUGCACUAGAAUACUUAAAGGCUGUGGAAGUUCAUUUUAAAUCUGCUGAUAAGUCACUCGCUGGCACAAUUAUGGCUGAAUUAACCACCAUGAAAUAUGAUGGUAGUCGUGGAGUUCAAGAGCACAUCUUGAAUAUGUCUGACAAAGCUGCAAAGCUUGCAACCUUGGGAAUGAAAGUGGAUGAGUCCUUCCUUGUUCAGUUUAUACUCAACUCACUUCCAGCAUAG
Rhododendron vialii is the source of this 468-nucleotide messenger RNA. RefSeq lists its product as uncharacterized. The transcript has 3 exons. NCBI's taxonomy places the organism in Eukaryota, Viridiplantae, Streptophyta, Magnoliopsida, Ericales, Ericaceae. The record is from RefSeq and is a predicted model, not a curated record. The coding region runs from base 1 to 468 and encodes 155 amino acids.